AUGGACCUAGAUAUAGACAUACCAUAUUUUUUUUCUAGCCUUGCGGGUGAAAUUGAAGCUAAUGCUCAAAAGUCAGAGUUGCAAGCACAGCCAAGACAACAAAUUAAAAGCCACAAUAGCAAUCCAAAUGAUAUCUUUCAUAAAUUGUUAGAAAAGGUGAAUCUAAAGCCAAGUGAUUUCCUCGCAUUAACGAAAGCACUAAAUGAACCAUAUUUAGAUCAAUUAUUGUCUUGGUUAUUAAUGACAGCAGAAUCCAAAUUAUCGACACAUGAAAUAACAUUCACAGCUAAUGUAGAAAAUAGUCAAGAAAGUCAAGUUCAACCGAAUCAAACUUUCCCAAUAGCUUUUUCACAAGGACAAGAAUCAGCAACACGAACUCAAAGCGAAUUUUUUCCAUUGAACAGUGUGAAAUCUAAAAUAAGAAAGAGGGAUGGUGCAAUUGUUACCGAAGAGAAUGAAAAGAAUCAAGAUAAAGGAACAAUUAAUGAUAAACGACAAAAAGUCAGUUCAAUAAAUGCCGGAAACUACAAGAUGAUAGCAGAUACUAAUGGAAAUGAGAUCACGAGAUAUAGUAUAUUCGAAAUGAAUAACAUCGAGAAUAACCGAGAGCUGGAGAAAAUGAUAGAGACUGGAUGGUGGGUACUUAAUCUUGGCAUUAGUAGAAUUUCAUCAACUCAAAAUCAUAGUCGUGACGGUGAGAUACUUCAAACGGUAAUUCUGUUUUGUGUAACAGAUCGGGUACUUGCGAGGAUUGUGAAAUCAUUAAAUCACGACGCAAGUUCAUCACAUGCAAGGAAAUUAACAGACGAAUCAUAUUCAAACCUUAUCAAAGCACGGAUCGGAACUAUUUACACAAAAUAUGGAUCAAAUGAAGUAUUUAAUUUUAUCGAUCCGAUUUUUCGAGACAUAUUCGAAAAAUUACUGAUAGCCGUCAUCAACAAUGAAGAUGGAGCGAACGAAAACGAAAUAUUGGAGAAAACCUUUUCAGGACAUUUCACGGAUCCCGAAAUUUUAAAAAUUAAUGAUAAUACGAUAGAUUCUCACAUCCAACAACGUUGUCAUUCUAUCCCUUACACUCGCUGGAGGGUAUUCGGCGAUUAUUCAACUAAAGUAAAUGAUGCAAGUAUGAAAGCUUUUAACGCGCAUCCAGAAUAUUAUUGUAUUUAUCAAGAUGAUAGUGACAUUCUUGUCGAAGUGUACAUGGGAAGUAAAAAAUUUGCCGAAGUUUACAGCAAGUUCUGGAAGACGGCAUUAUAUGAAGCAUUUUGGAUGACAUAUGAAAAGCUUGGUUUAAAUAUUUACGAUAAUGAUAAAACUAAGGUUUUGAGCAAUACAUAUUUAGGUUUAUGCAAAUAA
Molecule: messenger RNA, 1356 nt
Organism: Funneliformis caledonium
Lineage: Eukaryota; Fungi; Glomeromycota; Glomeromycetes; Glomerales; Glomeraceae
Source: the annotation of a GenBank genome assembly